AUGUCGUCCUUCUACGAAUUCCGAAUGCUCAACCUCCCAAGUCGCUACCAGAUCAGGAGCAAUGCGCAGGCCAUGUUGAAGGCAUACGAGGACUUCAAGACGGGGAGAAUCGAUGAGGCCGAGCUGGGCCGUCUUAUCCGACUGUCGCCUGAGAAUCGUGCAGCCAUCGUCCAGACCAUGGUUAAAUGUGCCCAAGUGAUGGAAAAGAAGCCAGCAGAGUCGAAGCACUGCCUUGCCAUCAUCGAGACAUGUGGAGAUAUUCUUCUGACGUCGGAUGUGACAGACAAACCUCCCCCAACCGAAGGAUUCCCGUCGUUCAUAAAGUUGCCCAUCGAGAUCCGCCAGCGUGUCUACGAUCUCUACCUCACCCCUCGAUGGACAAAGAUCAUGACUCCUUAUCGAAAGCGAGGUCACUGCAUAUGCGCCGGCCCCGAUACCCUUAACUUCGAGAUCUUCAAGCUCAAGAAGCCGCUGAACGUGGCUUUUACCUCGAAGCAAAUGCAAGACGAGGUCCUGGGAUUCUUUUACAAGUCUUUUAUCUUCAACUUCCCCUGCGCUUGCGAAAUGGGUUGCCAGCUUCGCAACAACCCUUUCCUGAAGUUUCACAUCCGUGCAGUGAAGUUUCACUGGUGCGGUCAACACGCCGACACUGGGAUCACUGAGUUACACACUUGCUCCCUGGAAGCGCUCACCGUCAUCAUUUCUAAAGUCACAACCAGAAACUCCAGUAAGAAAGAGCUGGAGCUGCGGAAAUACUUUGCUCGAGGACGCUCUGCUAGCGGACUACCUGAAGCUCUUGGGUUCGAGGAGCUAUCUGCGAUUCGCGGAGUACCGACCGUCGAGGUCGAACAUGUAUCAACGAAAAAGGCGGGCACACGCUCGAGUGAAGACAAGAUGAAUCUGACGCUGUGGCUGCAGGCCAGAAUCAAGGAAACCCGUGAUGAUGACUAAUGUUAGAGGGCAUGGCACUUGAUGGAAGAAUCUGCAACACGCAGCCUCUAGUGAUUGCGUUCUAUACCAGGAGGCGUACUGAAUUUAGGGACAUUACUGGCGUAUGGGUUUGUAAAUUCGAAGCAAUGACCUAAACGAUUGCAUUUGAGAUUGGUCUGUGUUCAAUAACCAGGAAAGG
This is a messenger RNA of Pseudomassariella vexata, 1129 nucleotides long. RefSeq lists its product as uncharacterized. The transcript is spliced from 3 exons. The record is from RefSeq and is a predicted model, not a curated record. The coding region runs from base 1 to 951 and encodes 316 amino acids. NCBI's taxonomy places the organism in Eukaryota, Fungi, Ascomycota, Sordariomycetes, Amphisphaeriales, Pseudomassariaceae.